Molecule: messenger RNA, 1995 nt
Organism: Prosopis cineraria
Lineage: Eukaryota; Viridiplantae; Streptophyta; Magnoliopsida; Fabales; Fabaceae
Product: protein NEN1-like
Exons: 6
Coding region: 203-1717 (504 amino acids)
Molecular function (GO): nucleic acid binding; 3'-5' exonuclease activity
Source: RefSeq, a predicted model, not a curated record
CGAGCCCAAAAAGAAAGCCGACCUGAAGAAGCAAUCUCAAUUUCCAAUUUUGAAAGCAGAGCCGUCUUGUUUAAAUCUGGCCACACCCCCGCGUUUUUGUUUCACAUGAGAGCAUCAUUCAACUGAGAUAUUCUUGUUGUUCUUCUUCCCUUCUUUCCGUUUCACCCUUGAAGCUCGAAGCUCGAAAUUCUCGUCGACUUCGAUGGGUCUCGCUGAAGAUCGAUCCGAAAUUGUGUUCUUCGACGUCGAAACUACUGUCCCCACCCGACCCGGCCAGGGUUUUGCCAUUCUGGAGUUUGGAGCCAUCUUGGUUUGUCCCAAGAAGCUCACGGAGCUCAGCUCUUACUCCACCUUGGUCCGUCCCGCCAACCCUUCCCUCAUCUCCCCCUUGUCCGAACGCUGCAACGGCAUUACUCGCGAUGCUGUUGCCUCGGCCCCUACUUUCGCUGAAAUCGCCGAUACGGUUUACGACCUUCUUCAUGAACGGAUUUGGGCGGGUCAUAACAUCUUAAGAUUUGACUGUGUUCGCGUCAGAGAUGCAUUUAGUGAGAUUAAUCGGCCAGCACCGGAACCCAAGGGUUCUAUUGACUCAUUGGUUUUGUUGACUCAAAAGUUUGGAAGAAGAGCUGGUGACAUGAAGAUGGCCAGUCUUGCAACAUAUUUUGGGCUUGGACAACAGACACAUAGGAGCUUAGAUGAUGUUCGUAUGAAUCUGGAAGUCCUCAAACACUGUGCAACUGUUCUAUUCUUGGAAUCAAGUCUUCCAGAUGUAUUUACAACAAAUAGUUGGGUUUCUCCAAAUGCUAUUACAAGAAGUCGUAGUUUUGGAAAAUCUUUACCAGAUAGGGGCUCAUCAAAUAUGAAAGUGGAAUCCUUGUUAUUGUCAUCACCUAUCAUGAAUCAAUGCAAGGAGGGAAAUGAUCCAACACCUCCUAUUGCAACGUGCAGCUCAGAUGGCUCUGAAUCAGAUACAGUAGAUGCUAAUAUAGUUCAACAUCAUUUUGACUUUGAUCGCCUUCGUGAUGAAUUAAACAAAGAACUGAUUCAACCGGAUUUCAUGGUGGAUGAAAGGCCCAUUCCAGAGACACCACAGAUGUCUUCUUCAGCUGCUGUGCCUGAGGCUUGUAGCAGUGCUUUUGCUGUUUUAAAGCCUGAUGAAAUAUUUAUCUCUUGUCUCACAGCAUCUCUUGUUCCAUUAUAUCGUGGCAGUCAAAGGAUACAGCUAUUGCACAAAGGUUUCCCCUUUCAGCUUUGUUGUACUGAUCUUAAAAUACGGUUUGGAAUAAACCCUAAGUUUAAGGAUCAUGCGGGUCGACCAAAGUUGAAUUUUGUGGUCGAUCCAUCACAAAGCUUAUGUAAGGUUCUUGAAGCUUGUGAUGGUAUUGCACAGAGGCUAUCUUUGGAGUCUGGUAGCAGCUCUGGUUGGAGAUCAGUUGUUACUAGAAAAGAUGGCUUCUUCAAUUAUCCCACUGUGCGACUGCAGAUACCCACAGCAGUAUGCGGCAACGUUGCCAUAUAUGCAGCUGAAAUAUACCAGAAAGAAUCAUCAGGCACUGUUCAAAGGCUGCUCUUCAGUAAGUUUGAUACUGAGGAACUUGGUUCCUUGUUCAUGCCUGGGACAUUUGUUGAUGCCGUAUUCUCCUUAGAUCCAUAUGACUUUCAACAGAAUGCAGGGAUUAGAUUGGUUGCAAAAAAAUUGACCAUCAAUUGCAAGUAGAAGGAAUAUGUUAUGACAAGGUGACACAUGCCAUGUUAGCAGGCAAGUAAUAAAUUAUUAUCAAUUCUUACAAUUAGGAUGGAUAGAAUGAAUAUUGGUUAAGCUGUAAAGCUGAUUCUAUUGCAAGCUUCAAUUUAUUUGAAAACUUCCAAGUUUUCUGCUAACAUGGAAUUUCGAUGUGUAAAGUAUAACUUGUGUGACUCUGAUUGUAUCUGUAAAUUACUUGUAUGACCUUGAGAAAAAUAAAUUGAAAUGAAGUGAGAUGGUUAUUCAAUUCA